This is a messenger RNA of Coccomyxa subellipsoidea C-169, 1790 nucleotides long. Its product is annotated as trypsin-like serine protease. Gene Ontology annotation, molecular function: serine-type endopeptidase activity; protein binding. The transcript is spliced from 12 exons. The coding region runs from base 123 to 1790 and encodes 555 amino acids. The record is from RefSeq and is a predicted model, not a curated record. Gene Ontology annotation, biological process: proteolysis. Lineage: Eukaryota; Viridiplantae; Chlorophyta; Trebouxiophyceae; Coccomyxaceae.
AAGUGUCACAAGUCGUUUGAAGACUGCUUUACAUUGCUGGCAUCGGCACUUUCAAAAGCUAGCUUGAAUGCCAUCUGUUUCUGCAAGAUCACAGCAGCGCAAGUGAUGCUUUUGCCGCGUGCAUGCGUUUCUCUCUGUGUCAAAAUCCUUUGCUACACUUCGUGCUUCGCGCAGCUUCAGGGAAUGUGUCCGUGAAUCCACGUUUUGCUGGGAGGCGGUCCGGCAUCAGGUUGAUUGGAAGGGAUCAAUCGUACUUUAUGGAUGAGGACAUGGAAGCCUCAGAUCAAGUGGAACACCUGGAUGCUACAGUGUUGAAAAGGAAAAGAUUGGAAGAAACAGACGUGGGCACCAAUGCAAAACCAGCUAGCAAAGCCACUGGAAAGCCCGUCCUCAAUACCAGAGCACUGCGCUCUGUUCUGAAAGUAUUCGUCGUUCAAGCCGUCCCAAACUAUGCGCAGCCCUGGCAGAUGAGGCCCCAGCGCUCCAGCAGCGGUUCAGCUUUUGUCACAGACGUGCAGAAGCGAACAAUCAUGACGAACGCUCACGUGAUCAUGAAUGCGACGACGGUGCAUGUGCGGCGGCCGGGGAAUCCCAAGAAGUGGCGCGCGCGGAUCCUGUGCGAGGGGAUCAUCUGCGAUCUCGCGCUGCUGACUGUGGAUGAGCCAGAUUUCUGGUCAGAGGACCUGAUGUCGCUGCAAUUUGUGUCUGUGCCCGAGCUCCAGGACUCGAUCCUGGUUGCUGGGUACCCACUGGGCGGUGACUCGCUGUCCAUAACAAAGGGCAUUGUCUCGCGGGUGGUCAUGACGCGGUACGCGCAUGCGUCCAACAAGCUGCUGGGCAUCCAGAUCGAUGCGGCCAUCAACCCGGGAAACUCUGGCGGCCCUGCUUUCUCCGACUUGCAGGAGGGCAAGGUGGCUGGAGUGGCCUUCUCGAAGCUGUCGCAGGCGGACAACGUGGGCUACAUCAUUCCCUGGAAGAUUGUGGCGCACUUCCUGCGAGAGUACGAGGACCACGGCGUCUUCCGGGGCUGCUGCAGCGUGCCCCCCAACGGCUCCGGCAGCCUGGUGUUCAAGAUAGACCCGAUGGCGCCGGCCACGAGCGUGCUGAAGGAGAACGACGUGGUGCUGGAGAUUGAGGGCGUGCUCAUCGCUGACGACGGCACCGUGGAGUUCAGGAACGAGGAGCGCGUCGAGUUCUCACACAUCGUCCGCUCCAAGCACAUAGAUGACUGGCUGCACCUGCUGGUGCUGCGAGAGGGCAAGGAGAUGGAGCUGAAGUACCAGCUCAACCUGAGGCGGCCCCUGGUGCCCGUCCUGGCCGGCGUGGACUGCGUUCCCUCCUACUUCAUCAUCGGCGGCCUCGUGUUCGUGCCCCUCUCGAUCCCCUUCCUCGAGCACGCCUAUGGUGGGCACGCCUGGCGGAAGCUGGCGCCGGUCCAAAUUCUGGCGCUGGUGGCAGAGUACAGGGAGCGGCCGGACGAGCAGGUGGUGGUGCUCUUCCAAGUCCUGGCGGCUGAGAUCAACUUUGGCUACAAGUUCCAGACGGUGAGGUGCGAGAGCUUGAACGGCGAGGAGGUGCGCAACCUGGCGCGGCUGGCGGAGCUGGUGGACAGCUGCACGGACAAGUACAUGAAGUUUGGGCUGGAGGGCGGCAAGCUGGUCAUCUUGGAGCGCGUGCAGGCCAUCGCGGACGCGCCGCGCAUCCUGCAGCAGCACGCCAUCCCCUUCGACCGCUCCGCCGACCUGCGGGAGCUAAAGGAGCGGAACAAUGCGGCAGCCAAUUCUUCCUGA